AGAAUGUCGCAUAAUACCCAAUUUGGCCCAUAUGGACUCUACAAAAACCCUAGUUUCUUUUAACCUUAUAUCUCUCUUCCUCAUUUGCUUCCUUCACUUGCUCUCAGUGUCUCGCCUCUACAGCUUGCGGAAGAACGCUCAAAACCCUAAAAUCUGAAUUGGAGCUUCUCGUUUUUCCGUUAAGCCAUGGCUCUGGUAUUGCAUUCAGGCAAGACAAACAAAAAUGCUUACAAGGCACUUAUUGCAGCAGAGUACUCCGGCGUGAAAGUUCAAUUGGUUGAGAAUUUUGAGAUGGGUGUCUCUAAUAAGACUCCUGAAUUUAUCAAGAUGAAUCCUAUUGGCAAGGUUCCUGUGUUGGAGACACCAGAUGGCCCUAUAUUUGAGAGCAAUGCUAUUGCUCGUUAUGUUGCUCGCUCGAAGGCUGACAACCCUCUGUGUGGUUCAUCCCUAAUUGACUAUGGCCAUAUUGAGCAAUGGAUUGAUUUUUCAUCAUUAGAGAUUGAUGCGAAUCUCUUGACUUGGUUUAGACCUAGAAUGGGACGCGCCCCAUACCUUCCUCCAGCUGAGGAAGCUGCAAUUGCUGCAUUGAAAAGAGGACUGGGUGCUCUAAACACUCACCUUGCCUCAAGCACCUACUUGGUUGGACAUUCUGUUACCUUGGCUGACAUCAUCAUGACUUGCAAUCUCUACAUGGGAUUUUCUCGUCUCAUGACUAAAAGCUUUACUUCAGAGUUCCCUCAUGUUGAGAGAUACUUCUGGACCAUGGUUAAUCAACCAAACUUCAAAAAGAUAUUGGGUGAAGUCAAGCAGACUGAAUCUGUUCCUCCUGUUGAAUCUGCAAAGAAGCCUGCCCAUCCAAAAGAAUCUAAACCAAAGCCUAAAGAUGAACCAAAAAAAGAAGCCAAAAAAGAAAAAGAACCUGCAAAGCCCAAAGAAUCUGCUGAGGAAGAGGAAGAGGCACCAAAGCCCAAACCCAAGAAUCCUCUUGAUUUGCUGCCUCCAAGUAAGAUGAUACUGGAUGAGUGGAAGAGGCUCUACUCAAACACCAAGACCAACUUCCGUGAGGUUGCAAUCAAAGGAUUCUGGGACAUGUAUGAUCCUGAGGGAUACUCACUGUGGUUCUGUGACUACAAAUACAAUGAUGAGAAUACUGUGUCAUUUGUUACCCUGAACAAGGUCGGUGGAUUUCUUCAAAGAAUGGAUCUAGCUCGCAAGUAUGCAUUUGGAAAGAUGCUAGUGAUUGGCUCUAAUCCUCCAUACAAGGUUAAGGGGCUCUGGCUUUUCCGUGGUCAAGAAAUUCCUCAAUUUGUCAUCGACGAGUGCUAUGAUAUGGAGCUGUAUGACUGGAAGAAGGUUGACCUCUCAGAUGAAGCCCAAAAGGAGCGUGUCAACCAGAUGAUUGAAGAUUUUGAGCCUUUCGAGGGUGAAGCUCUUUUGGAUGCCAAGUGCUUCAAGUGAAGCAACUCUUCCAUCUUUUAUGUUAUGUUAUUUAUUUUUUGUUGUGUCCCCUUUUUUUUUUUGUUCCAUUGGUAGUGAGUUUGUACCUCCUGAUUUAGACAGACUUAGAAAAAACCAGCCUUUUGUGAUUUGAGUUACAUAGUAUAACGUUGUUUUUGCUUUUGUGCCUCUUAUGUCAUCUUAAACAUGAUUGCCACCAUAUCAUUUGGUGCAUAAUGAUUAUAAGAGUAAUUUUGUUUUUAAAAA
Ricinus communis (castor bean) is the source of this 1704-nucleotide messenger RNA. Its product is annotated as elongation factor 1-gamma. The record is from RefSeq and is a predicted model, not a curated record. The transcript has 8 exons. Bases 187 to 1458 code for a protein of 423 amino acids. Lineage: Eukaryota; Viridiplantae; Streptophyta; Magnoliopsida; Malpighiales; Euphorbiaceae. Gene Ontology annotation, biological process: translational elongation. Gene Ontology annotation, molecular function: glutathione transferase activity; translation elongation factor activity.